This is a messenger RNA of Lottia gigantea (owl limpet), 1623 nucleotides long. RefSeq lists its product as hypothetical. The transcript has 4 exons. Bases 1 to 1623 code for a protein of 540 amino acids. The record is from RefSeq and is a predicted model, not a curated record. Lineage: Eukaryota; Metazoa; Mollusca; Gastropoda; Lottiidae.
AUGGAAGAACGAGGCAGAAAGAAAGAGAAGAUACGAUUUAGAAAUACGAUAGACCCGGAGUUUUCCAGAUUAAGACGAGCUUUAAAUUGGUUGAAACCAACUGGAGUAGUCGGGAUUAUGCAUGGCUGUAUUUUGAUGGCGACAGCCGUCACGAUUAUCCUGUCUUUCAAACGAACCUUUUUAGAAGGCCAAUCAUACAGCUCGAGAAUUACACCAAACUUUGUGAUAGGCAUAACGAGUUUAGCGGCCGGUGUGAGAGCAGUUUGUAUCAAAUCAGAAGUUGGAUUCAGUUUAGAUAAACCAGCUUUAAAAUGUGUGGUAGGAUUUUGUGGUGUAUCAACAUUUGUGUCGCUCGCCAUGUCCGUUUUGUUAAUUUGUUUAUCUGCGUUCGAAUACAACACUCUAAUCUCCGAUCCUCCUAAUUAUAGUUUUAUUGGCGACCGCAUAGCUUUAAAUAUAAUGAACUUAGUCGUAAGCAGUAUUUCUACACUUGUGUGUGCCGCAAUGUUAGUCGUGUACGUUAGAGUGGCGAUGCGGUUUCCGUUGGUGAAACCGUUACAAUCGGAGAGACAUGCGGAAAAUGGAAUUUCUGUGAUAAGUAAUGGACAUGUGAUACCGUUGUCGGCCAGUGACGCACCGGAUGUGUUUGUAAUUGGUGUUCGUAAGACAGGUUACGUGAACGGAAGUUAUACAUCACAUGAAUCUGUGGCAGACGUUGGAAGUGACCCACACCACGGCAAUACUAAAGUCGCAAACGGACAUAUGCGAAAUGGACGCAUCGCAAGUGUAACAGACGAUACUAUUAGCCUCGAUUCAUCCAAUACGUCACUUCCGGCGAACAGAGGAAUACCGAUCAACGCUAAUAUCCGUCAAGCCGGAGUCGGUCCGUUAGCUACAGAAAACCCAGUAGUGAUCCACGUUAGAAGUUUAUCUCGGAGUCCGGUGAAUGUAAACAUGAAAAUCGGAAGUAGUUCUCCGACAUAUCAGAACCGCCAUGUUGUUCCUGAUAAUAGACAUCGAACAAACGACCAAACUGUCCCGCAGAAAGAAACUUUAUUGGCCGUAGCCAAUCGAAAUUCAAUGAAAUAUUCAGAUGGAAACAAUGGAAUUCCGACCAAUUGGAACACUGCUAGAAAUUCUGAAAGGGGUUAUUAUGAACAAGCCAAUCGGAAUACAGGAAGACAAUUAGAUCGUCCAUUGAGUAUUUCAGCCAAUCGAAAUGAGGGAAGGCAUAGUGAAGCGGCCAAUCGGAACACAGAAAGACAUGUAGACCGACCGUUUGGUGUCUCUGCCAACAGAAAUGAAGCAAGGCAUUCUGAAACGGUCAAUCGAAAUACAGGCCGACAGUACGGUGUGUCAACCAUUAGGAAUGACGCGAGACAAUACGAACCAACCAAUCGGAAUUCAAAUAGAAAUUCAGAUUAUAAUUUAACGGCCAAUCGGAACCGAGAAUUAUAUUUACACCGUGCUUAUAAUCCACGAGCCAAUCAGAUGGCUGGAUAUUCUAACAGUAGUAAUGAUAGUGGGAUUGAAAAUCAAAAUAUUCCUGAGUUACGACAAGCUGAACUGUUCGGGGUUAGAUUAGACCGGAGUCCCAGAAUGUCCCGGAAUUCAGACGUUUGA